This is a messenger RNA of Petromyzon marinus (sea lamprey), 3484 nucleotides long. It is a transcript of the gene TTC8, whose product is annotated as tetratricopeptide repeat domain 8. Gene Ontology annotation, cellular component: ciliary basal body; non-motile cilium; BBSome. Gene Ontology annotation, molecular function: protein binding. Gene Ontology annotation, biological process: non-motile cilium assembly. The record is from RefSeq and is a predicted model, not a curated record. NCBI's taxonomy places the organism in Eukaryota, Metazoa, Chordata, Hyperoartia, Petromyzontiformes, Petromyzontidae.
CUGUGGGCCCUGCCGGCGAGGGGCGGAGCCUGCGCGUGGCGCGCGCGUGUGUGCGCGCGCGUCCCCCGUUGCCUUGGCACCGAGGCCCCGGGCCCUCGCCUAGGCCUCCGUGGCCCCCCACGCCGGGACAUGGAUCCAGCCUUCUUGGCCUGGAGCCGCCUCAGGCGGAGGAGGCAUCGCGACUGCGCCGAGAUCUGCGGUCAGUUGCUCCGCAAGAAUCCCCUGGACCAGGUGGCGUGGACCCUGAAGAUGCGGGCCCUCACGGAGCAGCUCUACGUGGACGAGGUGGACGUGGACGAGGAGGGCUUCGCCGAGAUGCUCCUGGACGACAACGCCAUCGCCACGGUCUCGCGUCCUGGGACAUCACUCCGUGCUCCAGCGACCAGCCAGGGGUCCGGCGCCAUGGGCCCAAGCCAGGCCGUCAGGCCCAUGACGGCCACGGGACGGCCCCUAACUGGGUUCAUGCGGCCUGGGACGCAGUCUGGCCGCCCGGGGACCAUGGAGCAGGCCAUCCGCACACCCCGUACGGCCCGCACGGCGCGGCCCGUCACCAGCGCCUCAGGCCGGCAUGUCCGCCUCGGCACGGCCUCCAUGCUGUCGAGCCCAGAUGGACCCUUCAUCCACCUGUCCCGGCUCAACUUUGCAAAAUACGCGCAGCAGCCAUCCGUGGCCAAGCCGUUAUUUGAAUACAUCCUUCACCAUGAAAAUGAUGUAAAGAACGCUCUGGAGCUGGCUUCGCUGGCCACUGAGCACGCGCGCUUCCAAGACUGGUGGUGGAAGGUGCAGCUUGGGAAAUGCUACUACAGGCUGGGGCUGUACCGAGAGGCAGAGAAGCAAUUCAAGUCGGCCAUGAAGCAGCACGACUGUGUCGACACGUUCCUCUUCCUGAGCAAGGUGUGUGUGCGGCUGGAUCAGCCCCUCGCGGCGCUGGAGGUGUUCCGCCAGGGCCUGGAGCGUUUCCCUGGGGAAGUGACUCUGCUCACCAGUAUCGCACGCAUUCAUGAGGGCAUGAACAACCUGUCGCUCGCCACGGAGAGCUACAAGGAAGUGCUCAAGCAGGACAACACACACGUGGAGGCCAUCGCCUGCAUGGGCAGCAGCCACUUCUACUCGGACCAGCCCGAGAUCGCGCUGCGCUUCUACCGGCGCCUGCUGCAGAUGGGCGUGUACAACAUGCAGCUGUUCAACAACCUGGGGCUGUGCUGCUUCUACGCCCAGCAGUACGACAUGGCGCUGGGCAGCUUCGAGCGAGCGCUGGCUCUGGCGCAGGACCCCGAGGAGGGGGCCGAGGUGUGGUACAACCUGGGCCACGUCGCCGUGGGGAUAGGGGAUGUGACGCUGGCUUACCAGUGCUUCAAGCUGGCCUUGGCGAAUAACAACGACCACGCAGAGGCCUACAACAACCUGGGGGUGUUGGAGCACCGCAGGGGACAUCUGGACCAGGCUAAGGCGCUGUUCCAGACGGCCUCGUCGCUGGCGCCACACAUGUACGAGCCGCACUUCAACUACGCCAGCCUCUCGAACCAGCUGGGCGACCUGCAGAGCAGCUACCUGUCGGCCCAGCGGGCGCUCAGCGCGUUCCCGCAGCAUGUGGACUCGCACCAGCUCAUCCAGCAGCUGAAGCAGCACUUCGCCAUGCUGUGAGAGCGCCACCCCCCCCGCCCCACUCGCCGCGGCCACGGCAGCGAUGGGAGUGGCGGCAGCAGCGGCGGCGGCGGCGGCGGCGGCGUGUGGAGCCGCCCCGGAGCUUCCGCGCGAGCGUCCACGUAGAACUGUCGUGUGUCUCGUUGUAACGCGAGCGUCGCGGUAGUGACGGCGAUCGUACUUUAGAGCGGCGUUCUCGCCGUCGCGCUUGUAACGCGCGUAGAGCUCGCGCGGAGGCACGUGGGAAACCACGGGCAAGCCUGAGAAGGCAGCUCUGUGGUCCUUUAUUGGUAUACUUGAGCAACUCCGUGAUGACCGAGUUGGUGGGUUCGUUGGAGGCGUUGUGAGUGAAUGUUGAGGUCCUGCGCAGAGGUGCGCAGUGACCUGGAGGGUCCAUUAGGUGGCAGCAGCAGCCCAGUUUUGUCCCGAAGCUGACCUUUGGCCCCGGGGCCUCUGCACCUGUUGAACCAGGUGAGAACUCGAGACCAGGACGAGCCUCAUUUGCAGGCGUCACCUGGGUCACUAAAAUGACAUGCAAUUGCUUAACAAGUAUAACAAUGAAGCAAAUAGAAAUCAGAGCAAAAACAACUGCAUUGCAGAAUUGAAAACGGUGCAGAAACAUGGAUCAGUGGUAAAUACGUUUCCCGUCACGCAACUUUGCUCUGACAAAUGACUUUUUUGAAAAUCAUUUAAUUGUACAAUUAACCAGCAAAACAGAUGGACAUGGGUUUAGGGCAAUUACCGCACGCGUGCGGACAGACGCGUGCAGGGACUCGUGUUCAUGUUGAGUCACGUGGGAGCCACAGGCUCGCGAUCAGCUGCAGCUUGCUUCCCGAGUGCACGUUGCCCAGGGACUGGGUCGCUCACCAUCGUGGGUGACUUGCUGCUCACCCGGUGAGGGUGCGAGCUAUGAAUCGACUCGUGAUGGAUCCUCAAGCUUCGCGAUAUGUGCACGGUACUGCGUGUGUAAGCAAAUAGUUUUCAAGGAUGCUAAUUACAUGCAAGUGAUCUGCUGGUGCUGCGGUGUGGCACGGGACCAAAACGGUGCCACAACUGAGCCACAAACACGAGACGGCAACAACAACAAUCGCUGAUUUCAUUCUGGCCUGGACGGUCACGAAGCCGCUGGUGGCGCGGGGUGACUCAUCAGCACAACCAAUUAGCCCUGCAUCAAUUAAGCGUGAAUUGCAUAUGUUCACGCCGUCCCAUGGUCUGCUUGUCACGGCAUGGCGUUCGGGGGCCUGGAGGAGCUGAUGGUGAUGAUGAGUGUGGGAGCCUCGUAAUUACCAGGUGCUGGGCCCCAGCUGUGACCUCCGGUGGUUUCUGCUGCUGCUGCACAGGCGUUGAAUCCCAGCACGGAGCAGUGGGGUCGUGUUUACAGCAGUUGGCGGUGCACGCUGUAACCCGCACCUCUGAUUAGCACCGUUGGCUACGUACGGUGCGAAAGGAGUUUAACUCACAUAUAUGGCGAAUAAGUAAAUGUUCACCCCUCUCUCAAUCCACUGCUGGAUGAAGGGCUUCCCAUGCCAUGUCAGUAGUGGGACUUGUUUGACCAUACUUCACCACUCUGGUCAGUGCGGCUUGGCGAAACUGGAGGCCCAGCAACUGGUGCAGAUAUCGCGAACGAUUUUAGCCGUGGUCGGGAAUCGAAUUCGGGUCCGCAGCGUUCAUAGCGCAGUGCUUGGCACUGCGCUUUCCCAUGUGACCAGCAGCGUUGGGGAACCUCCAUGCAGCAGUGGAUGGCCAAGGUCAUUGGAGGUCAGUGGUGUAGGAUGCACAUGAUGUGAUCGGUACCGUUUCAAAUAAACCUUCUGAGAUUCGAUCAUCGAUCGACACGCAA